Messenger RNA from Meloidogyne enterolobii, 744 nucleotides. The record is from the annotation of a GenBank genome assembly. NCBI's taxonomy places the organism in Eukaryota, Metazoa, Nematoda, Chromadorea, Rhabditida, Meloidogynidae.
AUGGAGCAACUAGAUUCUGUUGAUCAAAGUGGAAAAAGAAUGGGAAGGCCAUCGAUUUUCAGUCAACCAAUUCACAUCGAGGUUCGCAAUGAUGAUCUAGGUGAACAUGCCAAAAAUCAUUGCCUCUUGUUGGCUGUCCAGCUGACAUUGCUAUAUGUAAAUAUGGUUAAAACAACACGUGCAAAUGUAAACUUUUUAAACCUUAUUCGUGGGAAAGGAGAAAGUUCCAAGCUUUAUCGAUGUAAAUUGAUCAAAGAUAUGUUAACUCAAAUGGAAAAGCACGGAAUAAAUUAUUCACCGAACAUGUCUCGUUAUUCUGUGGAAGAACAUGUCCCUUUAAUACAAAAAUAUUUUAACGAGGAAUUUCCUGGUGAAUAUCGAUUAGCAGUAUUUGGAGAAGAAGGCCAUAUGAUACCUUUAUGGAAGGCACCUGAUCGUGCGAAAAAAGAUAUUUGUCUAUAUUUAAUGGAUGGGCAUUACUAUGGUAUAAGGAAAUUAAAUACACUGUUUGGAAAGCAUAUGUAUUAUUGCCUUGAAUGUGAAGCAACGUACCACAACAAAAAUGAGCAUCGUCUGACAUGUGCAGCAAAAUGUCCACGUUGCUGCGGGAUGGGCGCAGAUUUUCCGUGUAAAGGGAUUGAAAAUUUCGAAAUAACUUGUUCUGAGUGUUUCAAUCAGUUUAGAAAUCCAAGCUGUUUCGAACGACACAUUGAAAAAGGAAUAUGUCAGAUUUUUAAAAGGUAA